AAUUGAUCACAUGAAAUAUUUUAGAUUGCCAAGCAAGAACUUCAAGCUAGAGAUGCAAAAAAAAAUCUAGAGCAAGUUAGAGAUAAUCUUCUUGAAGAAAAAGUUCAACAGGAGGCAAUUGUUAAGGACCGAGAAACAAAAUUAGAAACUUUGCAAGCAGAAGUUAAUAGAAUGCAAACACAGUUUGCGCAGCAUAAACAAGAACUCCAACAAAAAUUAGAUGUUUCAGAAGCUGAGUUGCAGGCAGCCCAUGAAUUAAAAAAUGAAUUAGAUGUACAACAUAGUGUCUUAGAGGAGUUACAGCAAAACCUACAAGAAUCUGAAGAUAAAUGCAAGAUACUGGAAAAGCAAGUACAAGAUAUGCCAGCCAUAAUGUCUGAAAAAACAGAGCUUCAAAAUAAGGAGAAAGAAUUAAAAAAGAUUAUUGAAGAAAAGACAAAAAUAAUUACUGAUAUUGAAAGCAAAAAUCUAGAACUGAAACGUGUUCUUACUGCAAAUCAGGAUUUACUUCAUCAGAAAGAAAACGAAUGUGAAGCAUAUAAGGCUGAAACAAUAAAAACAGAUCAGCAAUCUAUUGAGAGUUUGAAGCUAUCACAAGUAGAAUCUGAAAACUUAUCUUUAAAAAGUAAAAUAAUUGAAUUAGAGGCCUUAUUACAGAAAAAAACUGCAGUUACAGAUAAUUCAAAAGAUAUAACUGAAGAUCAAGAAAAAGAAUCCUUAUAUAGUCAGAUUGACUUUUUGAAUUCUAUAAUUGUGGAUAUGAGGCAAAAGAAUGAAGAUUUAGCAAAAGAGCUUGAAUUACAGAAGACUUGUUGGGAUGAGAAUGAUUUCAAUUUCAAUGAAACCAAGAAAUUACCUCCAAGAUUGUUUUGUGAUAUCUGUGAUAUGUUCGAUAUCCAUGAUACUGAUGACUGCCCAAAGCAAGAGUCUUUCAUUGAAGAAGCUGUUCCACAGUUAAGGCCUGCAGGAAGUCGAAAAUUGGAAGAACGUCCAUAUUGUAAUAAUUGUGAAAUGUUUGGGCACUGGACAUUAAAUUGUGAAGAACCUGAUACAUUUUAAUCUAAAAAUCACUAAUAUGGUUGCUAAAUUAUUAUGAAAUGCAACAACACUAUGCUACUUUUAGAUCAUUAUAUAGCUGCAUCUGUUUUAUAAUUGCUAUGAAUUUUCAACAAUCUUUAAACUAUUUAUAUUUUUUUGAUUUCAUUAAUCUGAUAUGCUUGUUGAAAAUUUUUUAAUGACUUGGUUGAUGUCCUCAUCUUCUAAUUAAUUUGUGUAAUAUCUUUUUUUGCAUUUUAUUAAUUCAAGUAGCAUGAUAUUUAU
Molecule: messenger RNA, 1320 nt
Organism: Stegodyphus dumicola
Lineage: Eukaryota; Metazoa; Arthropoda; Arachnida; Araneae; Eresidae
Biological process (GO): cytoplasmic microtubule organization
Cellular component (GO): microtubule plus-end; cell cortex; nucleus
Molecular function (GO): microtubule plus-end binding
Source: RefSeq, a predicted model, not a curated record